CCUCGGCACACCCCCUGCGAGGCGGCGGCGGCCGGGUGAUCACCAAGCCGGCCCAGUACGUGGGCUCCUUCGUGGUGGACGACGUGGAACUGCAACAGAAAGUUCAGCUGAUCCAUCAGCAGCUUCAGCAGCUGAAGGCCUGCCCUAGAAGGCGGUCCGUCCUCCUCAAAUUUUGUCUCCAGGGCGUGAAGAUGUACAACACGGAAGGGGAGACCCUCCUCAUGGCCCAUGCCCUGAAGCGCAUCCUCUACAGUGGCUGGAGGUCCACCGACUGCCAGUUCGCCUUCGUGGCCCGCAAUCCACGCAGCCCCCACAGCCGGCUUUUCUGCCAUUUGUUCGUCGGCAGCCAGCCGAGCGAGGUCCAGUCUUUGCACUUCCUGCUUUGCCGCUCCUUCCAACUGCAUUACCUCCUGAUACACCCGGAGGAGCAAGACUGGCCCCCCGGGGCCCCCACACCACGGGAGCCGGCCAAGCUGCUGGACAGCCAGGUGGUGUGGGAAUCGCUCAGCCCAGAAGAGGUUUCCCAAAACGUGAAUGCCCUGGUGUCUUUCCAGAGGCUGCCGUGCCCCUCCGAUUUUGGCUCCUCUGUCAGCGUGAGAGAGAGGCUGGAUUUGGAGGAAAGGGGCCGUGUGGGCAGCUCUCGUCCUGGAAACCCGUACUGUUCCCCCAUCCUGGUGCGCAAGAAGGCCAUCCGGAGCAAGAUCCUCCGUUCCGGAGCCUAUCGGGGUUGCACAUUUGAAGCUCAGCUGCAGCAGUGCGCUCGGGAACUCUUUCCCACCAGCUGCGAUGGCAAAGGGGGCAGAGGCAGCCUGGCUCACUUGCUGGACAAUGAGAGCAGCCUGAUGGAGAGCGUCUGGUCUUUUGCUGGCAUCGACAGGGACGCUGGAAUGGCACUGCUAAGAAAGGACAUCCUCGGGGCCUUUCUUCUCUGGGCGGAACCGGGGUCUACCAAUCAGUGGUGUCUUUCAGUGAAGACCCGAUGUGGAGUUAUCCCUUAUCAGAUCUACAGGAGCCAGCUAGGGAAGUAUUCUGUGGAGGAUCUGAAUGUGGAGUUCUCCAGCAUGGAAGCCCUUUUGGACCAUUACUCUGGGAUUCAAGGGGGCCUGUUCUGCUCCCUGGCAGCAGGCCGGAUCAACCACUGCUACGAGGAACAAGACAGCGUGGCUGAGGAUGCGUGGCGGGACGAGCGGAGCCGCCGGCAGGCCUCGUGGCUCCAUGGUGCCAGUAAAUCUCUGGCUGUCCCCCAGGAACUGGGGUAAACACUUGGCAAAGGAGGUCGGGGCUCAUUUCCCCCACUGUCUGUGGCAAAGCCUUCUAACGCUUUUUGUGUCCAAGCUGCCUUGCACGUUUGCUCAUCCGCUUGCCUUCUUGUUCUGACAUGAUGGGUAUUACUCUCUGUAGAGCUUUUUAGCAUCGGUCUUGCCCUGGGAGGUUAUGAGGCUCUACUGCAGUUGCGGCCAACUUGAAGCCCUCCAGAUGUUGCUGGGCGUGAAGUACCGCCUGUUCCCAUUCAGCACAGCCAACGAGGAGCGGACGUGAGAGUUGCAGCCAAACAAUGCGCAGAGAGCCAGAGAUUGCUAAUGGCUGUAAUUAUUUAUUUGUUUGUUUAUUUAUUUAUAUUUGCUGCAUUUCUCCAGCCAGGCAGCUCAAAGUGUUCUACAAGUGCAUUAAAAAAAUCCAUAACA
This is a messenger RNA of Pogona vitticeps (central bearded dragon), 1685 nucleotides long. NCBI's taxonomy places the organism in Eukaryota, Metazoa, Chordata, Lepidosauria, Squamata, Agamidae. The record is from RefSeq and is a predicted model, not a curated record.